CCCGUCCUACCCCAAGUUUCCAUCACUCAGCCUCGUCUUCUUCCUCCAACACACGCAUCUUCGUCGUCGCGUUCACCAUUCGAAUUUAUAUACCACCGGCGCGAUGGCGCAACAGGACGCGCCGAAGCUCCUCUGGAACCCAGACAAUGUCAAAGACGUCGCCGAGUCCGUCGGAAUUCCCAACCUGAACGACGAUGCCUUGCGCUGCCUGACGCAAGAUGUCGAGUAUCGAAUCGGACAAGUCCUCGUCGAGGCGCUGCGCUUCAUGCGUGCCUCCCGUCGCACCACUCUGACCGUCAACGACAUUAGCACCGCGCUCAAGGCUCUCAAUAUUGAGCCUCUCUACGGAUACGACUCGACGCGUCCACUGCGAUAUGGCGAGGCUAGCUUGGGACCUGGGCAACCGCUCUUCUACCUCGAAGACGAGGAGGUCGACUUUGAGAAGCUCAUCAACGCUCCUCUGCCCAAAGUGCCGCGUGAUAUGAGCUUUACGGCACACUGGCUCGCCAUCGAGGGCGUCCAACCCUCCAUCCCGCAGAACCCCACCACAGCCGAAUCACGAAGUCAAGAACUCGUACCAAAGGGUCAGGGUGCUAACCCUGCCCUCGCUGCCCUCGCCGGCAACGACAAUCUCUCCUUCCGUCCCGCCGUGAAGCACGUCGUCUCCAAGGAACUCAUCCUCUACUUCGAAAAGGUUCAAAACGCCGUCCUUGAUGACAAUCCCGACGAAGAGGUGGUGCGCCUUCGCCAGGCGGCCCUCGAAUCCGUUCGCGACGACCCGGGUCUGCACCAGCUGAUCCCUUACUUUAUAAACUUCGUCGCGAACCAGGUCACCCACCGUCUCGACGACGUCUUCACACUCCGCCAGGCCAUGGAGCUUACGGCCGCCCUCAUCGCAAACACCAAGCUCUACCUUGAUCCCUACGCCAACUCCAUCGCCUCCCCUGUGCUCACGUGCAUCCUUAGCCGUAAAAUCGGUGCCGAGGAUGGUGCGGACGCCAUGCGUGAGCAAUACCAGCUCAGGGAAUUCUCCGCGUCCCUCCUUGGCCAAAUUGCGCGCAAGUACGCCGCCUCGAACAAUCUGCUACGGCCUAAGUUGGUGCGGACAUGCUUGAAGUUCUUCAUGGACCCCGAUAAGCCGCCCUCGACGCACUUUGGUGCCAUCACGGGCGUUGCCUCCGCUGGUGGUCCUGAGGCGGUGCGGGUUCUGGUUCUCAAGUGCCUGAGGGCCUACAACGAUAACAUUCUGCAGCCCCUCAAGGACAAGGGCGAGAGCAUCGAGUUUGAGAUGCUCGUCGGUGGAAUUCUCAAGGCCAUUGCUACAAUGAUUGAGGACGAUAGAACAACCGUCAAUGGCAUAAACGGAAGCGCCAACAGCUAUGCUGCUGAGCUCAACGAGUUCAUCGGGCCCAUCCUCGGAGAACGGCUAAAUAGUCUAGGCAACCGGAGACUAAUCAAACACGUCUUGGAUGCUAGGAAUAUUGAAUAGCAGUCCGGCUAGUGGUGAUGGUCUUUGGAAGGCGUAACGGCGUUUGGAUCAGGCAUGGCAAAACAUGGUUUUAGGGAGGCAUACCACAUAAAUUGAGACCAUUGGCGUCCGGCAGUUAACCUAUUUUCUACCCACUGUCCCUCGAGUAAUGCCUGUGCUUCGUUAUUCGUGAGAGAGGCUGACGAGGAUGUUCACUUGAUUUACUCUGCUUGUACUACUCUGUCCCAGCUCGAAAUUCGUCCUCAACGUGGAUAUAAGCUC
Molecule: messenger RNA, 1750 nt
Organism: Colletotrichum scovillei
Lineage: Eukaryota; Fungi; Ascomycota; Sordariomycetes; Glomerellales; Glomerellaceae
Product: TATA box binding protein associated factor
Exons: 2
Coding region: 104-1489 (461 amino acids)
Biological process (GO): transcription initiation at RNA polymerase II promoter; RNA polymerase II preinitiation complex assembly
Cellular component (GO): SLIK (SAGA-like) complex; SAGA complex; transcription factor TFIID complex
Molecular function (GO): transcription coactivator activity; RNA polymerase II general transcription initiation factor activity; protein heterodimerization activity
Source: RefSeq, a predicted model, not a curated record